GUAUUUUGUAUGUUUUGUAUUAUAAAUAAUUAAAUUAUACUGUCUAUAAGGCUACGGCCAUACUUACAGAUAUUGUGUAACGUGGAUAUCUUCUCGUGUAACUCCAAAUUUUUUAUAUAUCAAGCUCGCCUUCUCAAUUUAUUUUGCUAUUUUUCCUUGGUCAUCUAACGAUGGAAGCAUUUGCUAAUUCUACCUUGACUGACAUCACUCAGUUAAAUUGGCUCGAAACAAGAUGGGAGCAAAUGUAUGAGGGUCGUAAUCCUCUCAUCGUUACUGGUGUGUUUGCCUUCUUGAUGCACGAAAUUGUUUAUUUUGGUCGCUUCAUUCCUUUCUUAAUCUGCGACUUCAUUCCUUAUUUCCAAAAAUACAAAUUACAAGAGGCUAAAGUAAAUACGUCUGAAGAUUAUUGGAAUUGUACCAAAAAGGUGCUCUACUCUCAUUUUAUCUUUGAAGCUCCAUUGAUCUUUUUCUUCCAUCCUAUGGCAACCUUUUUGGGUAUGAGAGUAUCUGCACCUUUCCCUGCUUGGCAACAAAUGUUACCUCAAAUUGCCAUUUUCUUUAUCUUUGAAGACUUUUAUCAUUAUCACAUGCAUCGCUUCAUGCACUGGCCACCAUUUUACAAGAAAGUACACAAGAUUCAUCAUGAGUAUGCUGCACCAUUUGGGAUUGCCGCUGAAUAUGCUCAUCCUAUAGAAACGAUGAUUUUGGGCUUUGGUACCAUUGGUGGUCCACUUAUCUAUCACGCAUUUGCUUCCUACAUCUUUGAUUUAGGGCCCAAGUGGGACCUUCACUUAGUUACCAUGCUCUUCUGGAUUGUUCUCAGACUCUUCCAGGCUAUUGAUGCUCACUCAGGUUAUGAUUUCCCUUGGUCCCUUUGCCAUUGGGUUCCUUUCUGGGCUGGUGCUGAACAUCAUGACUAUCAUCAUCAAGCGUUCAUCGGAAACUAUGCUUCUUCAUUCAGAUGGUGGGAUUAUAUUUUUGGAACAGAUGUCAAGUAUCGCGCUUAUCGCAAACGUCAAGCAGAAGAACGCCGUAAAUUAAAGACAAAUUAG
This is a messenger RNA of Rhizopus microsporus ATCC 52813, 1052 nucleotides long. RefSeq lists its product as uncharacterized. NCBI's taxonomy places the organism in Eukaryota, Fungi, Mucoromycota, Mucoromycetes, Mucorales, Rhizopodaceae. The transcript has 3 exons. Gene Ontology annotation, biological process: ergosterol biosynthetic process. Bases 171 to 1052 code for a protein of 293 amino acids. The record is from RefSeq and is a predicted model, not a curated record. Gene Ontology annotation, molecular function: C-4 methylsterol oxidase activity; iron ion binding.